AUGGCAGAAUCACACACCAAUGGCCACCACUCCCAGGCUCCACCCACCGCCUCCGACCUCCUCACUCGCUGCCAAUCCCUCCUCUCCGAACUCGAAACCUUCAAGGAAUACCUCAAGUCCCGCAAACAAGACCACCAAGUCGAAAUCGCUCACUUCCGCAACACUGUAAAGUCUGAAUUGCGAACUUUGCAACGUCUGGCCGCUUCUACCUCCAAUGACGCCUCUUCCUCCAACGACGAUGUACAAAAUACAACACAACACACUGUCAACUCUUCCAAUUUGCCGUUUUUGGAGGCGGUGUGGGGUGUGGUGAAGAAUAAUACUGGUCUACAAGCUAUGCAAAAAAGAUUCUACUGGCAGGAAAAGGGACAGAAACGGGGACAGAAGAAACAGAAUUCGGCGCUUGUGGAUGUGGUUGCGGGAGAUGGGUUGGAAUGGUUCAAAGUCAGUUUGCUCACCAACAAUAGACUGUUGUUUGAUAAGGCAAAGUUGGGCUGGGAGGAUGCGUCCAGCAGCGAGGAAGAGGAAGACGAGGAUGGACAUGGCAAAGAAGACGUAAAGGAAAAGGAAGAUGAAGAUGAUGUGCCCUUGGUCAAGAUGACCAAGGAUUUGGUCAGAGCGGCCAAGGAAGUCAAGAUAAGAACCAGAUCUCCAAAGAUUACCUUGGUCUUGCCCAAAUUGAGGGAGGGUGAAGUGGUCGAGAUUGACCGCAUAUUGGAUCAAUUGCGCGCUUUGGCCUACAACCCCAUCCCCUUUUCCUCAGUGAUGCCCCACCUCCUCACCGACCCCUUCGCCUCCUUCACCCCUUCCCUAAACAUCGACUGCACAAUCCUCCUCGCCCUCGUCAGUGACUUCAGCCACUGCUCCGUCAGCGCCGAACCCUGGUUCCACCGCGCCCUAAAACGCCAAGUCGAAAUCGAAGACGAGGAAAACUUGCUCCCCAAUUUGCUUUACCCAGCACUGGCAAACAGGAACUUGGUAUGUACGGACGAGGCAGCCCGCCGCAUGCGAGAAAUCGUGGAUACUAUAGGCACUGCUGGCGAAAAACAACGCACCAAACUAUUUAUGGGGGAUACUGGUUUGUCAGCCACAGAUCUGCGACAAGAGCUGGAAAAGCAGUCGAGGUUUGAAGUUCCUGAAUCGCUGAGAUUACCAAUUACGACACAGGUUCCUGAAGACACACCUACGACAUUGCCGCUUUCGGCUACAGCGGUCAAGGAGCAGUUGACGUCUAUCAACCAGAGUGUGUUUUUGCACGGUUGGGCGGGAGGCAUCACCACUGUUACGAGUAACAGGACUGUAGUCAAGCAGAUUGAGAAUAUCCUUGCCAAGGAAGCUAGUGAUGAGAAGGAGUGGCCUUUGAUUUGGCUGUGUCCUACAGCUCGAAGUUUGGUCGGCAAAGAAAAAGGAAGAAGGGAUUGA
This is a messenger RNA of Aureobasidium musti, 1422 nucleotides long. Lineage: Eukaryota; Fungi; Ascomycota; Dothideomycetes; Dothideales; Saccotheciaceae. The record is from the annotation of a GenBank genome assembly.